This is a messenger RNA of Ctenopharyngodon idella (grass carp), 2216 nucleotides long. It is a transcript of the gene mstnb, whose product is annotated as myostatin b. Lineage: Eukaryota; Metazoa; Chordata; Actinopteri; Cypriniformes; Xenocyprididae. Gene Ontology annotation, biological process: SMAD protein signal transduction. Gene Ontology annotation, cellular component: extracellular region. The coding region runs from base 137 to 1264 and encodes 375 amino acids. The record is from RefSeq and is a predicted model, not a curated record. The transcript is spliced from 3 exons. Gene Ontology annotation, molecular function: growth factor activity; cytokine activity.
UAGAGUGGCCAAAGUUGCAGUAUAAAAAGCCUUGCCGAAUUUAAGCAUGACAUCUACUUGUCCGGUGCGUGGUGAGGUUCAUUUCCAUAGCAAAUCAGAUCAAACAUAGCAAACAUCCUCUAGUACGCCUUGGAACAUGCAUUUUACGCAGGUUUUAAUUUCUCUAAGUGUAUUAAUUGCAUGUGGUCCAGUGGGUAAUGGAGAUAUAACGGCGCACCAGCAGCCUUCCACAGCCACGGAGGAAAGCGAGCAGUGUUCCACAUGUGAGUUCAGACAACACAGCAAGCUGAUGAGACUGCAUGCCAUCAAGUCCCAAAUUCUUAGCAAACUCCGACUCAAACAGGCUCCAAACAUCAGCCGGGACGUGGUCAAGCAGCUGUUACCCAAAGCACCGCCUUUGCAACAACUUCUGGAUCAGUACGAUGUUCUGGGGGAUGACAGUAAGGAUGGAGCUUUGGAAGAGGAUGAUGAACAUGCCACCACAGAGACCAUCAUGACCAUGGCCACAGAGCCUGACCCCAUCGUUCAAGUAGAUCGGAAACCGAAGUGUUGUUUUUUCUCCUUCAGUCCGAAAAUCCAAGCGAACCGGAUCGUAAGAGCGCAGCUCUGGGUUCAUCUGAGACCGGCGGAAGAAGCGACCACCGUCUUCUUACAGAUAUCACGGCUGAUGCCCGUUACGGACGGAGGAAGACACAUACGAAUACGAUCCCUGAAGAUCGAUGUGAACGCAGGAGUCACGUCUUGGCAGAGUAUAGACGUAAAGCAGGUGCUCUCGGUGUGGUUAAGACAACCGGAGACCAACUGGGGCAUCGAGAUAAACGCGUAUGACGCGAAGGGAAACGACUUGGCCAUCACCUCAGCUGAGGCUGGAGAGGAUGGACUGCUCCCCUUUAUGGAGGUGAAAAUCUCAGAGGGCCCAAAGCGAAUCCGGAGGGACUCUGGACUGGACUGCGACGAGAAUUCCUCAGAGUCUCGAUGCUGCAGAUACCCUCUCACUGUGGACUUCGAGGACUUCGGCUGGGACUGGAUUAUUGCUCCGAAACGCUAUAAGGCGAAUUACUGUUCGGGAGAAUGCGACUACAUGCACCUGCAGAAGUAUCCCCACACCCAUCUGGUGAACAAGGCCAAUCCGCGAGGCACCGCCGGGCCCUGCUGCACCCCCACCAAGAUGUCUCCCAUCAACAUGCUUUACUUCAACGGCAAAGAACAGAUCAUCUACGGCAAGAUCCCCUCAAUGGUAGUAGACCGCUGUGGCUGCUCGUGAACCAGUGCCCAGACAGGACUUGAUCCGUCUCAAAGACCCGGACAUCUGAUCACACCACCCACCAUCCAUUAUCAGUGCUUUCCGCAAGACACUGUGCAAUAGAAGGACGCUCACUCACUCUCUGGGCACUGCUUCAUUUGACUAUGUUUUUUGUCAUUUUCCUCUAAAUCAGUAUCUCUGCCACAGGAGUCCAAUGUCACAAGGAUAUACUAAAGGAAUGUCUACUGGCUGGACUUGGGAAUGGACACUAUUGAAAUGGACGACAUUCUCUGCUUUAUUUCAUGUUUUCACCUUGUCAGAAUACUCUCAUUAGGAUACGCAGACAACAUACAAAAAUCGUAUUAUGCAACCACUCCAAAAUACAAUCAUUUAUAUCUUUGCUGUAACAGCUGUAACCGGUGAGCUUGUUUAAGAAGAGUAUCCAAGAGAAACAGAGAGGGACUCUCGAACAUUGAACAGAGCUUGAAUACAGUUAUCUGACGCCAAGUUCCACAUACACUGCAAUAAACACACAGAUCGAAUUGUUAAUCAUAGCUUUUGUCCACUACUCAUCUGUCGAACAGGCCUACACACUUGAAGUAUUAUUGAGAUCGGCAUUAGGGGAGAGAAGAACUUGAAGCAGAGUCGCAGUGAAUGCGGUCUACACGUUGAAAUGCGUUCGAGACAGAGACAUCGGAACUGUAAGAAUGAAUGUUAAUAUCACGCUAACACUCUGUCUUCAAACCACACAGUUUGCACUAUGGCAGACCAAUAGAAAGAAUUGGUUGCUAAAAAUGUUGUAAAAACUGAUUUUGAUAUGUUUGCUAAUUGUAUUGUAUACUUGCCAUUGUUUCCAUUAACAGUUGCCUUUUUUUAAACCACGGUUAGUACAUGUAUAAGAACACAAAAUAGCAAAAAAAGUGUACGAUAUAAAUCUAUGUAUCUGUUCAAACAAAUAAAGGUGCUUGCUUUA